GAUCAGUGUAAGCCAAAGUAGUCUUCUCUUUCACUUCUCAGGUUUUCCAGAUAUCCAUUGAGAAUCGGUAAAGAUGGGGGAAUGGGGCUUCCUGUCCUCUCUCCUGGACAAGGUCCAGACCCACUCCACCGUGAUCGGCAAGGUGUGGCUGAGUGUCCUCUUUAUCUUCAGGAUCAUGGUCCUGGGAGCUGGGGCAGAGAAGGUCUGGAGCGACGAGCAGUCCAGCAUGAUCUGCAACACCAAACAGCCCGGUUGUGAGAACGUGUGUUACGACCACGCCUUCCCCAUCUCGCACAUCCGCUUUUGGGUCCUUCAAAUCAUCUUUGUUUCCACGCCGACGCUAGUCUAUCUUGGCCACGUUUUCCAUGUCAUCCACAAGGAGAACAAGCUGAGGGAGCGUCUCAAUGCCAACAGGACUGGUGAGCAUUUGAAAGCUCCCAAGUACAGUGAUGAAAAAGGACAUGUCAAAAUUAAGGGAAACCUCCUGGCCAGUUACAUGACAACCAUCUUCUUCAGGAUUGUUCUAGAACUGGGCUUCAUCAUUGGCCAGUACUACCUCUACGGCUUCAUCAUGGUUCCAAUGUUCGCUUGCUCCAGAGCACCCUGCCCCUUCACUGUGGAGUGCUACAUGUCCCGGCCCACAGAGAAGACCAUCUUCAUCAUCUUCAUGCUGGUGGUGGCGUGUGUUUCCCUGCUGAUGAACGUGGUGGAAGUCUUCUACUUGCUGUGCACUCGAGUGAGAUGUGGUAAAUCCAAGAGAGGAACGCACCACACUAACUCGUUGGAUAACCCGGCAAGCCUGUCUGUGGGACCCGGCUGGGGGGGACGAUUGGAUGCGGAAGACGCGCUGAGGCAGAACAGGAUGAACCAGGAGUUUGAGAGUGGCCAAAGCAUUGGAGGAAGCCUGGAUGGAGCCAAAGAGGAGAAACGUUUGCUGAGAGAGCAUACGGGUUAGAGUUAAAGGGUUAGAGAAUAAUUAUAAAUAUCUAUAAAUGCAUUUUAUAUAUUUUUACGGUGAACAGAAUCAGCGCGUCCAUUUUUCAGGGGAUGCCAUUGGGCUGAAGAGUGGCCACAUUUUUAAUGUUUUCUUUCAGGGGGGAAAAAACGAUAUUUGUUAAUUUUACACUGGCACUUUGCCAGUGAUGGUGAUCAUGUUCAUAUGUUGGUCUUAUGUUUGAAACACUCAAUUGUGGAUCUGAAACACAUGCACUGAUUUGUUUGUAUGAAAUGAAUAAAUGCCGAACAUUAAAAGUGUUAACAUAACUUGGUUAAACUGCAACUGUUAAUACUAAUUUGGUCAGGUCUCACUCUCUUACUGAAAUAAAAAAAUAAAGGUACAUCAAUAUUUAUUUACGUAACGCCCUUAAGUGGUGAACUAAGACAUAGUUCAGUACUCUACACUGCUUCAUGCUGUAUUUAAGUAUCCUUCUGAGAACAUGAAUAAAGCUUUUUAAACUG
This is a messenger RNA of Hypomesus transpacificus, 1458 nucleotides long. Its product is annotated as gap junction Cx32.2 protein-like. Gene Ontology annotation, cellular component: connexin complex. The transcript has 2 exons. The record is from RefSeq and is a predicted model, not a curated record. Bases 74 to 955 code for a protein of 293 amino acids. Lineage: Eukaryota; Metazoa; Chordata; Actinopteri; Osmeriformes; Osmeridae. Gene Ontology annotation, biological process: cell communication.